ACUCUGCAUGUUGCGGCGCGACUGAUUUCAAACUCAUGCGAAAAUGGCCUUGGGACGCGCAGUAAUUCCUCAUUAUCGAACACGAAAAACAGGUAAAACGAUAAUCGGUCUUCCUGUUGGUACGAUGACAUUUGAAUGUCAAUGCCGCGGAUUCGUGUCUUCGGAGCGUUUGGUUUAAUAUAACAGACUACUAUAUGUUUUGUUGGUGAUCUAUUUCGAGGUCUUGAUCAUGGAUAACUGUGGCAAAGCGCUGGAGAAAAACCCAGCGGAUUUGACUGUCAUGGAUGUUUACGACAUUGCAGCUGUGAUGGGCCAGGAGUUCGAGCGUAUAAUCGAUCAAUACGGCUGUGAAUCGUUGACCCGGAUCAUGCCCAAGGUAGUGCGGGUUCUAGAGAUUCUGGAGGUGCUAGUGGGUCGCAACAAUAUCAGCGCGGAGACCGAGGAGCUGCGUUUGGAACUGGACAGGUUGCGACUGGAGAGGAGAGAUCGCUUGGAGCGUGAGAAAAGACACCAAAAGGAGCUGGAGCUGGUGGAGGAUGUGUGGAGGGGAGAGAGCCAGGAGCUGUUGUCUCAGAUUGCAGAGCUGCAGUCUCAGAAUAAGGGCCUCAUGAGCAGCCUGGCUCUGCGGGACAACCUCUCUGACCAGGAGAAGCUGCAGCAGGACGGUAUGUCAGAGAAAGAGAAACAAGUUGUGAGAAAGCUGAAGGAGGUGGUUGACCAGCAAAAGUGUGAGAUCCAAAACAAAGAUCAUGAGCUCAUGCUGAAGAGUGAAGACUUGGAGGCCCUUCAGAUGCAGCAGCACAGGCUGAUGCGGAUGAACCAGGAGCUGCGGCAGCGCGUGGGGCUGGUGGAAGCGCAGGGCAAGGCGAUGAUCCAGCAGCGCUCCCAGCUGGAGGCCGAGGCCCACGCGCAGCAGCAGGAGCUGGGGGAGCUGCGCAGGGAGCUGGCCCGCCUGAGGGAUGACCGGCAGGAGGGGGCGCCGCUGAGCGCACACACCACCCCACAGACACAGAGGAGACGCAGGGCCAAGAGGCCGAGCACAGUGGAGAAGGAAAAGAAGCGCCAGCAGCCCCCUGCAGAGGCAGCUGCAGGAGCGCGCUCAGUGGAGGCCUCGCUGUGGGUGGAGUGUGGGAUGGAUCAGGACUUCCUGUCUCAAUGCUGUGGCCCUGCAGACAGCCCAGCCCACCCGUCUGUCUCCCACAACACAGGCUCCUCCUCCCCCUCACCUACACACAACACCAGCCCUGGCAUUGAAGAUGAGGAGGUGUCUGAUUUGCUAUGGGAGGCGUUACAAGAGGAGGAGCAGCAGGAGUCGGACGUUGAGCAGGCCGGCUCUGGCCGCUCCAGCGUGGAGCAGGGGGAGUCCAGCCCGCCUCGCUUCACCCUGCAGGACCUGCAGGAAGUGCUGCAGGAGCGCAACGAGCUCAAGUCCCAGGUGUUCAUGCUGCAGGAGGAACUGGCCUACUAUAAAAGUGAGGAUCAGGAAGAAUUCUUGCUUCCCAUAAAUCCAAUGCCCUCAACGCCACCAUCCCCACCGUCCAAUGAGCAGCAGGAGUCUGGGAUCAAACGCUUGAUAUUUACGGCGGUCAUGCCAAUGGUGGCUGCAGGCUUAAUAAGUGAUGACCCCACACUGCUGCCAAUCAGGAGGCUCAUCUCAUUUGUUUAGAGUUAUUUCCUGGCACAGGACAUCAACUUUACCCAUGAACUGUUCUAAUGGAGGUGGUGACAGAAGAUCUUGACGAUGUACAAGACGAUGUAUGCACAUCAAGGAGUUCCCUUUAUCCAUGCAGAUUCAGGAUGACCUUUUUUAGACUGUUUUAGGCAUGAUCACGCCUUCUUUCUAUGAUCAAUGUGCUUUUGUAAGUUUUGCUAUGUAACGUUUUUUGAGCUGGCUGAUUCUGUUUAUUUAUUUUAUUGUUUGUUUUGUUUAUCUUAAAUAUAAUGCAACACUACAGGAGAACAUGGGUGCCAAUCUGGACAAGUGUACACUAAAGUGUACAUGCAGUAAAUGUCUAUCAUCUGCUGAACCCCCCCAACACUACUUUACCAGUUGAGUUGCCAAUGGGUGGCCAGGAAAUGUGACAUACGGGUUAUUAUGUGUAUUAAAGGUAUUUUACAAAUGUGUUUUUCCCCACCACCAUCCACAAUGGCGUUGACAGAAAGAGUACAUUGGCUAAUUAAAAGAUUCAUGUUCACCCAUAGGAGGGACGCUUAUGUGGAGAGGACAUCCAUGAUCAUUACCACCUAAUGAUCUGCUAAGGAAGACCUUGAGACCAAAGACACUCUACCUACAGUAUACUGUGGUGCUCAUAGUGAGUUUGAUAAACAUGGUUUAAAGUGCCUUAUGUAGUAUAAGCAGAGGGAUUAAAAGCUGUUUGUGCAUAUUAUGUUUGUAGGUUGAGCCUAUGUGUGUCUAACUAACAAAAAAGUGAUCAAUUGUAUGCAUGGUGAUGAAGUGUUGAUUUAUUGCACUUGAUGGUGAACAGAUAUGGGACUACCUGAGGAUCUCCUUCUGACUGCUUCACUUAGAUCUAUGCAUUUUUGUAACAAUUCAAAUAUGGGCCUACUGAUCCAUGAGCCUUUUGUUUGUAUCACCUACACUAGGCCAUUAGACCAUUUAAGAAGUCAAUUGAUACAUAUUUGACAACCAACAAAACAAUAUUUUGUUUUCAAUUUUCAAAUAAAACCUGUUGUGGUCUUUA
Messenger RNA from Alosa alosa (allis shad), 2702 nucleotides. Its product is annotated as RILP-like protein 1. Gene Ontology annotation, molecular function: protein dimerization activity. The record is from RefSeq and is a predicted model, not a curated record. Gene Ontology annotation, biological process: cilium assembly. The coding region runs from base 230 to 1666 and encodes 478 amino acids. The transcript is spliced from 9 exons. Gene Ontology annotation, cellular component: cytoplasm; ciliary basal body. NCBI's taxonomy places the organism in Eukaryota, Metazoa, Chordata, Actinopteri, Clupeiformes, Clupeidae.